UGCUCUGCCUCGAACUUCUGUUUUAUUCUUUCCGUUUUGCAGUUCGAAAGAGCAUCUCUCUGUCCGCCUUUGCACAAAAUUAAUUUGUACUUUCGUGGCAUUUCAUCAUUCUACAUUAAUUUAUCUAACUGUCGACGAAAUCCGUCACAUAGCCAUGUCGCCAAAGUAAGUUCAUCGAAGACUGGGCGGAACCAUGGGACGGGAGCGCCAACAGGCCGCAAUCGGCUUGCUGGUUUACUGGAGCAGGCGUUCGCCAGCGGAGACCUCAGUGAUGUGCGGUUUACCGUUGGACGCCAGUCUGGACAACGUGUACGGGACUUCACCGCGCAUAAGUUCGUCCUGGGAAUUCGCAGCCCGGUGUUCCGUACGAUGCUUUACGGCGACCAGCCGGAAAAAUGUCAAGGUGUCGUCGAUAUUCCCGAUAUUCACCCGGACGCCUUUGCCACAUGCUCAGUUUUACGUACACCGGUGGAGUGCCAGCGGGCCAGCUUAACGUCCAUAACGCGUUCGCCACGAUGAACUGCGCCGGCAAGUACGACUUACCGGAGCUGGUGCAGUUGUGCAGCAGUUUCAUCAGCAGCCAGUUGAAUGCCGAUAACUGUCUGGCCACUUUGAAACAGGCUGUGUUCUGGCAUGCUGACAACAUCGUGGAGAAAUGCCUGACUUUGGUGGAUCAGCACGGUAUGGUCAUUCUGCAGUCGGACCCGUUCAACGACAUCACACAGGAAACAUUGCAGCGCAUUCUGGAGCGCAGUACGCUGUUGGCGGAGGAGCACAUGAUUUACUUGGCUGUUGAACGAUGGGCAACGGCGGCCUGCGCUCGUAAUGCCGUGGACGCCUCGGCGGCCAAUCGCCGUCAGAUGCUGGGAGACGCAUUGUUCCAUGUGCGAUUUCCGCUGUUAAGUAACACCAAAUUGGCGGACGGUCCGGGCAAGAGCGGACUGUUGACGGAAGCGGAGCUGCUGAGUUUGUUCAUGUUCAAGAAUGCCACGGUGAAGCCGGCACUGGCGUUCCCCACCGAGCGCCGUAUCACGAGCGAAGAGCAGAAGGAAUGGCUAAUGUAUCACACGGGAGAGGCAGUGUUUGUGCAUGCGCCCGGCAAAAUGGGACCAUGGUGGCAGCCAGCGCGCGUGACCGCGUGCCAUCCCCAUCAUGUGACGUUUACGUGGUGCAAAAAUGGCGAGACGGACACCGCCACGGCCGACCAGGUGAUUCGUGCGAAGGACUUCUUGCAAGACGGCCCGCUGGUGUAUGUGCGCUCAUUGAAAGCCUACGCCACGUAUGGAUAUAUCGGUAAGGAUGGACAGCACCGGGUCAAUGGAGAUCGGAUCGUGGAACUGGCGGAUCUGAUGCUGCGCAAAGAGCAUGUCGCGUUGUGGAAGGCGAACGGCGGACACAGCUUCGGUCUAUUGGAUAUUUGAUUCGUCCGCUUUUUGGCGCUUGCAAAAAUAUUGUUUUCUUCGCUUUUUAAUGCGUACAAAAGUGUUAUUUUCGUUUUUUAUUUCUUACGAAGCUGAUGCAAGCCGUGCUUUUUUGUUGAUGUUGUUUGUUGCGUACAAAAAUGAUCCCCAAGCUUUUUGAUACAUGGGAAAAUGUUUUUUUUCUUGCUUUUUCAGGCUUGUGACAAUGUUGUUUCUUUACAAUUUGUUGAGUACGAUGCGCUUUAUGGUUCUUGCAAAAAUUAUAGCUCCGCUUUUUGAUGCACGUUGUUGGGUGCUUACGGUGAUGAUUUGUGCUAUUGAAAAUGCUUGCAAAAAUGCUGCUCUCGGUAUUUGAU
This is a messenger RNA of Paramacrobiotus metropolitanus, 1777 nucleotides long. RefSeq names its product BTB/POZ domain-containing protein 1-like. The transcript is spliced from 6 exons. Gene Ontology annotation, cellular component: cytosol. Gene Ontology annotation, biological process: neurogenesis. The record is from RefSeq and is a predicted model, not a curated record. Bases 396 to 1421 code for a protein of 341 amino acids. Lineage: Eukaryota; Metazoa; Tardigrada; Eutardigrada; Parachela; Macrobiotidae.